Molecule: messenger RNA, 745 nt
Organism: Galleria mellonella (greater wax moth)
Lineage: Eukaryota; Metazoa; Arthropoda; Insecta; Lepidoptera; Pyralidae
Exons: 4
Coding region: 31-351 (106 amino acids)
Source: RefSeq, a predicted model, not a curated record
CUGAAAAAAGAUUACGACGACUAUGUAGCGAUGCGUGUAAACGAAAAUCAAGACCGCAACUCGGUUCUACAAUUUUGGUCGAAUAUGAAAAAUAGAUUUAGUAAGGAGGACAAACAAAGUGAUACAAAAAAGCCGAUGUGCAUGCAGUUGAGAAAUGUACAAAGGAAUGAUGGAUCAUCGAGUACAAAUAAUGAUAAAUCUGUCACAGAAUCAGGACCGGAAAACAGCCAAGAGAAUAGAAAGGCCGACGUCCUGCCAACACCGGACAGCGAUGAUAAUCAUCACAACUGGAACGUGAAUACCAUUAUCAGGAUCAAUAUUGAGGAUUAUGAUAUGAUGGUACACGAAUGACCAGUUUGCAUACAUAUAUGUAUAUCUACCAGUCAUGUGUAAUGGAAACUAUGGUAGGCAUAAACAAUCGAACGCUUCAAAUGAUUCAACACACCUUCACUAACCCAAUAAAAAUGCUUUAAUAUUAAGUAAUUAACAUUAUUCGUAUCUAUAAUUUGCAAUAGAUACUUAUGCAGUACAAGCUUUGACCCGCGACUUUGUUCAUGUGAUUGGUAUAUAUUUAUUAACGAAAGAUAGUUUCUCAUGCCAAUUUCAUUCCAAAUAGUAUGCAUAUACCAAUCUUUAUAACAAUGGGGUGAGUGAUUAAUUCUCUACUUUUAAAAUUAAGAAUGGGUAAGGAAAGAUAAGUAAGCAUAGAUAAGGUUAAAGAAAGAUAAGUAAGGAUAAUGAAGGA